AGAAAGCCUCUAUUUCAUUGGAUUAUUGUUUUGCAGAUUGAAUCAUGGGUAUGUUGACCCAACUUAUUCUGACUGACACACUGGCGGGUCGGGUCGUAAUGUGAUAAUUGGGGUUGACCCGUUAAACUUUAACCACCUCAUGUAGCCGUCAUCCUCUUGUUCCUAUAGUCUCUGUAUUUCUUCCUCGAAUUAGGAAUUUGACCGAUUGAAAUCUUCUGUCAACUGGUCGCUGCUUCAAUUGUCAACAUAUAGUUGAAAACCAUGGGAAAACAUUAGUAUAAACGGCCAACAACAUGAACAUGAUGAACGGGGUGCUUAGAAGGAUUUGUAGGCGCAACUUCUGCACCUGUUCUCCUCGGCCGUGGCUCUUUGUUGGGUUGGGCAAUCCUGGGGAUAAAUACUGCGGAACGAGACACAAUGUUGGCUUUGAAAUGCUUGAUGCAUUCGCAGAGUCGCAAGGAAUUCAUAUGGAGACAGUACAUUGUAAAGCUAUGUUUGGGAAAGGUUUUGUCAAUGGCAUUCCAGUUCUUCUUGCAAAGCCACUAACUUACAUGAAUUUGAGUGGUGAAUCUACUGGCCCACUUGCAGCAUAUUACAAGCUCCCUCUCAAUCGCGUGGUUGCGUUUCAUGAUGACAUGGAUUUACCAUGUGGAAUUCUUCGUCUUCACCCCAAGGGAGGUCAUCACAGACAUAACGGGUUGAAGAGUAUGAUUUGUCAUUUUCGUGGAAAUCGAGAGUUUCCUCGGUUAAGGAUAGGUAUUGGAAGACCUCCUGGUCAGAUGGAUCCCAAAGCAUUCAAGCUUCAAAAGUUUAAUUCAACUGCAAGAGAACGAAUUGAUGCUGCAUUACGGGAAGGAGCACAUGCAUUGGAGCAAGUCUUAUCCAAAGGCUUCUCCGAAAGUUCUAAAUGCUUCAAUACAACGCAGAAGUACAAGCACAUAAGAUUGCAGACAUUGCCAACAUGACGUUAUGCUUCAAGCUGGGCGUUCCAUAGCCAUCGAUGCAUCCCUUUACUCAAAAUAACUAGCCUUUCCUCUUUAACGCUUCAAAGAAGUCAGGUGUAAUCACAUACCAAAAUCCAUGGCAGAUCAUUUUGCCUAAGCAACCGCCGCCGGAGAUUCUAUUGUAAAUAUACUGUUUAGGUGACUGUACUGGGCUUGCAACAGAUAGAAGAUGAUUCUGCUCAAGUGGAAGGUCAAAGUUGACCUGGCCCAUAGUGAUUGCUGGGAUGCAGGAAUCUCAACUGUUCCCAUCUCUCCUGAUUCUCUAAUAUGGUCUUGAUGUUUUCCUUUAUAGAUUAAACUUGCAUACUGCAAGCGUAAUCUCCUGUACCAACUAUAACCCUCCUGCAUCCCCUGCCGCUCCUAGAAGAAAUUUUAGUGGCUGUUUAUUAGAAAGGAUGUCUGUAUCUAUAUACCUGUUUUACUGAUGUCUCCCUUGCUAAUGCUCAUUCUUGGUUUGAGGAGGUCAGCCAGGAUGAUAUAUUAUUGACUACAGAGAUUUCUCACCAGUCGCACAUUUUAUUACUUAUCAUGUACAAUAUCCAGGAUAUGAAAAUUUCAAGAAUCUUGGAUGAAAAUUUGGGGAAGACUAUUUUUUACUUGAUCAAAGAUUAUGGAGAGGCUGCUGCAUUAUUAGUGCUUACACUUGAUUGCUUCUUGUAUGAGAUGCUUAUGUGUCUGCAGCAUUGUACUGUUUCCAGCAAUCCUUUCUGGAAAGAUUACAAA
Messenger RNA from Lycium barbarum (goji berry), 1727 nucleotides. Its product is annotated as peptidyl-tRNA hydrolase, mitochondrial-like. The record is from RefSeq and is a predicted model, not a curated record. Lineage: Eukaryota; Viridiplantae; Streptophyta; Magnoliopsida; Solanales; Solanaceae. Gene Ontology annotation, molecular function: peptidyl-tRNA hydrolase activity. Bases 294 to 965 code for a protein of 223 amino acids. The transcript is spliced from 11 exons.